Messenger RNA from Cuscuta campestris, 6263 nucleotides. Lineage: Eukaryota; Viridiplantae; Streptophyta; Magnoliopsida; Solanales; Convolvulaceae. The record is from the annotation of a GenBank genome assembly.
CUCUUACUUCAUAUAUCAUAUCUUAGCUUAUAUCAUCAUUUCCAUUAUUUUCUUGGCGCGCGGCUUUAGAGUGGGAUGAUGACAGAGAUUGUUCCUGCAGAGCCAAUUUGGGAAGGCACUUCUGGAGAUGCGGCGGAUGCAAGUACAAGCUACGGCGGCCGCGGCAGAUAUAGGCCGCCGCCCUUCACAAGGGCAAUCACUUACUGGCGGCGUGAACAGACGCCGGAGCCCUUUGACAGUGAGAGGCUGCCCGUUACAUUGGCUCCCGAUAUUCAGAGGUUUCUUCGCAUAGCUAAUCAGAUUGAUCCGGAAGACCCUCGUGUAGCAUAUCUUUGCCGCUUUCAUGCAUUUGAACUAACCCACAAUUUGGACCCCAAUUCAAUUGGACGAGGCGUAAGGCAAUUCAAGACUGCUCUUCUUCAACGUCUUCAACUUGACGAAGAUUACACUACCUUGAAAAGGAAGGAAAGGAGUGAUCUGCGUGAGCUUGGACAUGUUUAUCAUAAGUACAAAAACCACAUCGCCAAGCAUGUCGGAGAUUCCAACAUUAAGAAUAGAGAGAAGUUGACCAAAGCACAAACCAUUGCUUCAGUACUGUUUGAAGUAUUGAAUACAGUGUCCACUGCUGCAGGAUUUCAGGCCAUCGCGGACAGUGAGAGCAUAGAUGUUUCAUCUGAAUUAUAUGUGCCGUAUAACAUCCUCCCUCUUGAUCAAGGAGGUGCUCAUCACCCAAUCAUGCAACUCCAAGAGAUUAAAGAUGCUCUUGCCGCAGUCCGUAAUAUUCGUGGUUUGCCCUUCCUUGAAGAAUGCAGACGGCGAAUUGCUUACAUGGAUUUGUUUGAUUGGCUCCAGUUUUGGUUUGGAUUUCAAAAAGGAAACGUUAACAACCAGAGAGAACAUUUGAUACUGCUUAUUGCUAACAUCCAUAUCAGGCAAGCUCAUGAGCAAACAUUAACUUCAAAGGUAGUUGAUUUUGCUGUUGAUGAGCUCAUGAAGAAGUUCUUUAAAAAUUAUUCAGAUUGGUGCAAGUUUGUGGACAGAAAAAGCAACAUUAGACUGCCACACUUGAAACAGGAGGCCCAGCAGUACAAGCUUUUGUAUAUAGGGCUUUAUCUUCUAAUAUGGGGAGAGGCUGCUAAUUUACGGCUGAUGCCAGAGUGCCUAUGUUACAUAUUUCAUCACAUGGCCUAUGAAUUGCACAGCAUGUUGGUUGGUGCUGUAAGCUUGAAAACCGGAGAAAAGGUUAUGCCAGCUUACGGAGGAGGAUAUGAGUCCUUUCUUAAAAAUGUAGUUUCACCAAUUUAUGAAGUAAUAAAAGAGGUACCGGUGAAGUUCAGAUUACAACUCAUCUUACUAUCUAAGAAAAAGGAAGCUAUGAAGAACAGAAAUGGUGCAACAAAUCAUUCAACCUGGAGAAACUAUGAUGAUCUCAAUGAGUUUUUCUGGUCCAUAUCUUGUUUCCAAAUAGGCUGGCCCAUGCGCCUGGACCAUAACUUCUUUCGUGUAAAAUCUGCACCGCAUCGGAGAGUGAAAAAGGUUCGGAUUCCAGCUGUAAAUGUUGAUUCUGACAAAAAAGAUGAAGAUAAUGAAGAUGAAGGAAUGGGGUUGAAAGCGGAAGAGGUAAAGGAACAAAAAUGGUUAGGGAAGACAAAUUUUGUUGAGAUUCAUUCAUUUUGGCAGAUUUUUAGAAGCUUUGAUAGGUUAUGGAGCUUUCUUCUCCUUUCACUUCAGGCUAUGGUAAUUAUGGCAUGCCAUGAUUUAGAGUCUCUUCUACAAGUUUUUGAGGCUACAAUACUCGAGGAUGUUAUGAGUAUCUUCAUCACAUCAGCUGUCCUUAAACUAGUACAUGCUAUUCUGGACACUGUUUUUACAUGGAAAGCAAGAAACACAUUGAACGCUGCUCAAACCAUCAAAUGUCUACUGAAGGUGGUUGUUGCUGUGAUAUGGACCAUCAUUCUUCCUAUAUUUUAUGCAAAUUCUCGACAAAAAUAUACUUGUUACUCAGCAGAUGGUGGAAGCUGGCUUGGAGAAUGGUGUUAUUCCUCCUAUAUGGUUGCAGUUGCAUUGUAUUUGAUGACUAAUGCUGUUGACAUGAUUCUGUUUCUUGUGCCUGUGCUUGGGAAAUACAUUGAGACCUCCAAUUCCCGUGUAUGCAUUAUUUUAUCUUGGUGGACACAGCCUAGACUUUUUGUUGGACGAGGAAUGCAAGAAAGCCAACUCUCUCUCCUGAAGUAUACACUCUUUUGGGUCUUGUUAUUGCUAAGCAAACUCACAUUUAGCUAUAUAUAUGAGAUAAAACCUCUUAUAUCACCUACAAGACAGAUUAUGGCGAUUGGGGUCAAAGAUUAUGAAUGGCAUGAGCUCUUCCCUGUAGUUAAGAGUAAUGCCGGGGCAAUCACUGCUAUAUGGGUGCCUGUUAUACUUGUAUAUUUCAUGGAUGCACAAAUCUGGUAUUCUGUUUAUUGUUCUGUUUUUGGUGGAGUGUAUGGAAUUUUGAGCCACCUUGGUGAAAUUAGGACGCUAGGAAUGCUGAGAAGCAGAUUUGUCAAUUUUCCUUCAGCAUUCAACAAACGUCUCGUUCCACCACAAGCAAUAGAAAGUGUGAAUGGAAUAGAAAGGUUGCUAUUCCACCAGAGUUUUCAUAAGGACUCAGAGAGCGAGAAGAAUGGUGUCGUGAACUUUGUUCUUGCGUGGAACCAAAUCAUUUAUAGCUUCCGUGAAGAAGACUUGAUAAGCAACAGGGAGAUGGAUUUGAUGAAAAUGCCUGUGUCAUCAGAGUUGUUCUCAGGCCAGAUCCGUUGGCCUGUAUUCCUCUUGGCAAACCAGCUCUCAACAGCACUUAGUAUUGCCAGAGAUUUUGUGGGCAAAAAAGAUGCACAACUUUUGCGAAAGAUAAAAAAGGACAACUGCUUAUAUUUGGUUGUAACCGAGUGCUAUGAGUCACUGAAACACAUCCUGGAUAUCCUCGUCCUUGGUGACCUGGAAAAAAGGAUUGUUUCUAGCAUAUUCAUUGAAAUUGAGGAGAGCAUUAGAGGAUCAUCUUUUCUGGAGGACCUAGAUAUAAGUACACUACCAAGCAUACAUGAGAAGUGCACUGAGUUAGUUGAGCUUCUGGUUGAGGGGAACGACGAUCACUACGGUAAAGUAGUGUUGGCACUUCAAGAUAUAUUUGAGCUUGUUACCCGUGAUUUGAUGCUAAAUGGUUCGAGAUUACUGACUUCACUUCAGGCUGAACACGAGAUGAAGGAACCAACAGAAUUUUUUUCCAGUUCAAUUGAACAACCGUUAUUUUCAUCAAAGCAUUGUCUUAACUUUCCAUUGCCAGAUACUGAUUCCUUAAUGGAAAAGAUCAAACGAUUUCUUUUGUUGCUCACUGUCAAAGAUAAAGCAUUGGACGUGCCAAAAAACUUGAAGGCACGUAGACGGAUUACAUUUUUUGCCACAUCUCUAUUUAUGGACAUGCCAAGUGCCCCACAUGUCCGCAACAUGCUGUCUUUCAGCAUUCUGACUCCACACUACAUGGAAGAAGUUAAGUUUUCAUCGAAAGAGCUUCGAUCGCGUAAACAAGGAGUGUCCAUUAAUUUCUAUAUGAAGAAUAUAUACCCAGAUGAAUGGGAGAAUUUUUGUGAACGCGUGGGGAUGGAUAUAUCAAAUGACAUGGAUGAUGAGAGGUAUGAAGAAGACAUCAGGAAAUGGGCUUCUUUUCGAGGGCAAACUCUAAGCCGGACAGUGCGAGGAAUGAUGUACUACAGGGAAGCUAUAAAGUUGCAAGCAUUUCUUGACUUGGCUUGGAAUGAUGACAUUCUUCAAGGUUACGACACUAUUGGGAGUGAAAACGAAAGGUUAGCGGCUCAAGUUGAAGCAUUUGCAGACAUGAAAUUUACUCAGGUAGUUUCUUGUCAAAUGUUUGGAUCUCAGAAGUCCUCUGGAGAUCCACAGGCACAAGACAUACUUGAUUUGAUGAUAAGUUAUCCUUCUCUACGUGUUGCCUACGUGGAAGAGAGAGAAGAGGGCAGGUCUCGAAAAACUUAUUCAUCUAUAUUGGUUAAAGCUGUCAAUGGUUUAGACCAGGAGGUGUAUCGCAUUAAACUCCCAGGCUCACCAAAUAUUGGAGAAGGCAAACCAGAAAAUCAAAAUCAUGCCAUAAUUUUCACACGUGGAGAAGCUCUCCAAGCAAUUGACAUGAACCAAGAUAAUUAUCUGGAGGAAGCUUUCAAAAUGAGAAAUAUCUUGCAGGAAUUUAUGCAUAACAGAGGUCGUAGAUCCCCCACAAUAAUUGGCAUGAGAGAGCAUAUAUUUACUGGAAGUGUUUCUUCUUUGGCUUGGUUCAUGUCUUAUCAAGAGACCAGCUUUGUUACAAUCGGCCAAAGACUUCUAGCUAAUCCACUCAGGGUCAGAUUCCAUUAUGGUCAUCCCGAUUUGUUUGAUAGACUAUUUCACUUGACACGAGGAGGCAUUAGCAAGGCAUCCAAAACAAUCAACUUGAGUGAGGAUGUUUUUGCAGGAUUUAACACAACACUACGGAAGGGAUGUGUUACAUAUCUGGAGUAUAUGCAAGUUGGCAAAGGUCGUGAUGUGGGUCUCAAUCAGAUAUCCAAGUUCGAAGCAAAAGUAGCAAAUGGCAACAGUGAGCAAACAAUUAGUCGAGAUAUAUACCGUCUUGGUCAUCGAUUUGACUUCUUUCGCAUGCUCUCUUUAUAUUUCACAACAAUAGGUUUCUACUUCAACAGUCUGAUAUCAGUGAUAACAAUAUACGUGUUCCUUUACGGGCAGUUAUACCUUGUCCUUAGUGGUCUCCAGAGAACAAUAGCCGUUGAGGCAAGAGAACAAAACCUAAAGCCACUUGAAACAGCUUUAGCAUCACAGUCAUUUAUCCAGCUUGGUCUCUUGACAGGCUUACCAAUGGUUGUAGAGAUUGGGGUUGAGCAUGGUUUGCUAAACGCAGUCAAAGAUUUUGUGUUGAUGCAACUGCAUCUGGCUGCCGUGUUCUUUACUUUCUCAUUUGGCACAAAAUCUCACCACUACGGCAGAACAAUCCUCCAUGGGGGUGCCAAGUAUAGACCCACUGGCCGCAAGGUUGUGGUAUUUCAUGCAAGCUUCACUGAGAACUAUAGAUUAUACUCGCGGAGCCACUUUGUGAAAGGAUAUGAGUUAAUGCUUCUGUUGGUUGUUUAUGACCUGUUUAUGCGUGGGUAUGAGAACACUGUGGUUUAUGUUCUCAUUACCUAUUCGGUCUGGUUCAUGUCAAUGACUUGGUUGUUUGCCCCCUUCCUCUUUAAUCCCUCUGGAUUUGAAUGGGGGAAGAUAGUGGAUGACUGGAAAGACUGGAACAAGUGGAUACAACAACAAGGCGGAAUUGGAAUCCAACAAGACAAAAGUUGGCAGUCAUGGUGGUAUAAUGAACAAUCUCACUCGGGCCUGCUUUCUCGGUUAAUUGAGAUAUUCCUUUCCCUCAGGUUUUUCAUUUACCAAUAUGGAUUGGUCUAUCACCUUGACAUCUCUGGGAAGAACAAAGAUCUCAUUGUUUAUUUGCUCUCAUGGGUUGUCUUUCUCUUGAUUUUCGUUAUGGUCAAGGCUGUCAGGCUUGGCAGGCGAUUCCUCAGUGCUGAUCAUCACCUAGCGUUCCGGUUCCUCAAAGCACUGUUGUUCCUGGGAGUUAUAGCUAUAAUUAUAACCCUUUCGUACAUCUGUGAUCUAUCCGUUAGAGAUUUGAUCGUAUGCUGUCUCGCGUUUCUACCAACCGGAUGGGGCUUGAUAUUGGUUGCACAAGCAAUGAGACCAUUGAUUGACGGAACCGGGAUGUGGAAUUUCACCGAAGUCUUUGCUCAAGCUUAUGAUUAUGGAAUGGGAGUUGUUAUCUUUGCUCCACUGGCUUCCUUAGCAUGGAUGCCUAUAAUUUCUGCCUUCCAAACACGUUUUCUUUUCAACGAGGCCUUUAACCGAAGCCUGCAGAUUCACUCUAUUCUCUAUGGGAAGAAGAAGAAAAACAAAUGAGUUCAUUUCACCACAAAAUGAUUUUGGAUAUAUGUGGAGCAUUCUUGUCUUGUACACAUCAUGCCUGCAUGAGUAUUACUGAAGUAUUUUUAGUUAGGCAGCAUUCUUCAAAACUUUCCUGGGGAAAGCCUCAUUCUUUUCAUGUGCAGCCAAAUUUUGUUCCUCCACCUACGUAGAUAUAUAGUGUAUAGAAUAAUAUUUGUACUAGCAUUUUUGUAAUUGAACAAGUUCCAUUUGAUGUAUAAAUAAAAUAAAUUUACGGAGUAUUU